Molecule: messenger RNA, 2260 nt
Organism: Centropristis striata (black sea bass)
Lineage: Eukaryota; Metazoa; Chordata; Actinopteri; Perciformes; Serranidae
Gene: col9a3
Product: collagen, type IX, alpha 3
Exons: 32
Coding region: 224-2260 (678 amino acids)
Source: RefSeq, a predicted model, not a curated record
CCCCCUCACCCCUGCGCGCACUGCUCCACAUUGAGUUCAGCCCCUUCGGCUGGAGGCUCGGGUUUAUCUGGAAGCAAAGAGAAAGCCAUUUGGGAGCUCUGUGCCGUGCGGUGAAGAAAGGCUCCGUUGCUGCGGACGCUGGGGGGGAGUGAGAGAGGACCGGGAACCGGGGAUUUGACCUUUUCCGUAUAAACUCUGGUUUGUGAGGGCGAACGGAGCAGCCAUGGCGGUGUUCUCUGCGCUUUGGGUGCUCUUACUGUGCCAGCUUUUGACAUCAUCCUCAGCCCAGAGGCCAGGCCCCAGAGGAUCUGCUGGACCACCAGGACCUCCAGGGGAUGCAGGAAAAGAUGGCACUGAUGGCAAACCUGGACCUGCUGGACUGCCAGGGAAAGCAGGUCCCAAAGGGAAAGCAGGAAUACCAGGGGUAGCAGGAAAACCAGGCCUGCCAGGACUUCCAGGGGUGGAUGGUUUGACAGGUCCUGAUGGUCCUGCUGGGAAGGAUGGCCCCGCAGGGGAAGCAGGUGACGCUGGACCUGCUGGGCCACCUGGAUCUCCUGGCAGAGGGAGACCAGGAGCUGCAGGCUUACCUGGAACUAACGGGUUGCCAGGCGGGGUUGGACCCCAGGGUCCAGCGGGUGCUGAGGGUCUUGCAGGACUUCCUGGACCUCCUGGCCCUGAUGGACCACCAGGUCUUCCUGGCACUCUUCAUGACCUGAGCGGUGACCUUCUGUGUCCUGCUAUCUGCCCCUCUGGUCCCUCUGGUCCCUCUGGGAUGCCAGGAUUCAAGGGUCACACAGGGCAUAAAGGAGACAAGGGAGAGCUUGGAAAAAAUGGAGAGAAGGGUGACUCUGGUCCACCUGGACCACCAGGAUUUCCUGGCACUGUGGGUCUGCAGGGCCCACGUGGUCUCAGGGGAUUACAAGGCCCAAUGGGAUCUGUAGGAGACAGAGGCCUGUCUGGUUUCAGGGGCAAACAUGGCAUUGCCGGCAUCAUUGGAAAGACAGGUGAUGCAGGAGAAAAAGGACCACAGGGAUUCAGAGGACCCAAAGGAGAAAUUGGUAAAAUUGGUCCCAAAGGAGGUCCUGGAGGAGCUGGACCCAAAGGGGAGCCUGGUAUUCCUGGCAGAGAUGGCAAAGACGGCACACCAGGAUUAGACGGCGAGAAGGGUGAUGCUGGACGCCAUGGGGUAGUUGGUGAGAAAGGACCAAAUGGACUUCCUGGUCUACAAGGAAAGGCUGGUGCAAAGGGGUCUAAAGGAGGAGUUGGUGAUCCAGGAAAAACUGGGGAGACAGGACCCUCUGGAGAGCCAGGUAUUCCUGGUGACAUCGGCAUCCCAGGAGAGAGGGGGAUAGCAGGACCCAGAGGAGUGGCUGGAGGUAUCGGACCAGCGGGUAAUGCUGGGCCCCAGGGAGUGAAAGGCUUCCAGGGGGUAAAAGGAGCCUUGGGGGAUCCAGGUCUUCCAGGUCCAACAGGAAUCCGUGGGGAGUUUGGUGAAAGGGGCCCACUUGGAGCUUCUGGAGCUAAAGGAGAUAUGGGUGUGGCAGGAAGUGAUGGUUUACCAGGAGAGAACGGAGAACCUGGACAUUUUGGACCAGUUGGACAAAAAGGAGAGGCAGGAAAGCGGGGUGAACUGGGGCCUAAGGGCGUUACAGGUCCACAAGGAGAACUUGGGGCAAGAGGACCUCCAGGAAAACAAGGAGUAAUGGGCUUCCAAGGGGAGCAGGGUUUGCCUGGAAUUGCAGGAAAGACAGGUGUACCCGGUAAACUGGUGAGUGAGCAGCACAUCAGAGAGCUGUGUGGCUCAAUGAUCGAUGACCAAAUUGCACAGCUGGCGGCUAACCUUCGAAGACCCCUGGCACCUGGAAUGGUGGGUCGCCCCGGCCCCGCAGGGCCUCAAGGAAAGCCAGGAGUUUCUGGCUCUAUUGGGCAUCCAGGUUCCCGUGGACCACCAGGGUACAGAGGCCUGCCAGGAGAGCUUGGAGACCCAGGCUCCAGAGGUGAUGUUGGUGAGCAAGGUGAUAAGGGAACUAUUGGCAAAGCUGUUGAUGGUCCCACUGGAGACCAAGGACAUCAAGGUCUUCCUGGAGUAGCUGGAAUUGUCAAAGAUGGGCGUGAUGGAUCUCCAGGAGAUCCGGGUGAGCCUGGAGAGUCAGGCAGGGUAGGUAGGACUGGGCACCAGGGACCUCCUGGAAUCUGUGACACAACAGCUUGCCAGGGAGCAGCGGCCGCUGGAAAAUCCUCCAACCCCAAAAACCAUUAA